AUCUGGGGACUCUUCUAUAAAUACUAAAAACCAAACCCAAAACCACAGGCUUCCAUUUUCGAAAAGUUCUCACAAUUCACAAACCAUAAUCAUAAUAACAUUAAACCUCAAAGUUUCUUUCUUUGAUCAUUCCUACCUUGUACAAAAAUCUCAACUUUCAUAAUCAUUCCACCCGAUCAAUCAUACCCUCUUCCAUUUUUCACUUUCCAAUCCGAUCUCUGUGAAGAAACUCGAAUACCCUUUUCACCCGAAGCCUUAUUAUUAUUCCUCUACUUCAUCAUUAUAAACACAAGUUUUCCUCAGACCAAAAUCCUUGUUGGGUUGUCUUUGUUUUCUUUUUUUUUUUGUUCCCCAGAGGAAGGUAUUCAUGGGUUUUGGGAAAAAAAGAGAAAAGGGUGUUCAUAAGCAAGAAGGCUACCACAGAAUGAGAUCAGAGCCCAAAACUCAACCUCACGAGAUUUGGCAGUCAACUGUCCCUAAAUGGGAAAAAGAUUUCUGUGCUACUGUGGGUUCAGUUCCAUGGGGGAAACUUUUAGACACAAAGAAGUACAUUCAUCUGUAUGAAAAUGUCAUCGAUUGGAACGAUUCUGCCUCUGAAGAGGCAUUCAUACAAGCUAAAAACAGAUUUUGGGCAUACAUUAAUGGAUUUACAUCUGAAAUAGCAUUACCUGAUCCUGAUAUCUACAUUGAUGAAGUAGAUUGGAACUCUGAAAUUGAUCCUGAGCUAUUUUUGGAUUUGGAAAGACAACCAGAACAGACCGAUCACAACAGUGAUGAUGAGAAGGUUCUGAUUCUCAGUAAUGCUCAGAACCUCAACAAUAUUGAACUUGGCAUUGACGACAUUUGCCCCACUGGAUGGGGUGAUGAUGAAGAAGAAGUCAAAGUAGAUACUUCCAUACCUUCUCUGAAUCCUGGAGAUGAUGGUAAACAUGCUUGGGAGCACAACUAUGAUUAUAAUGGCUGGAACAACAACUUUGCUCAAAAUGAUGUUGACAGGGAGCGCUACCCGACUUGGGGCAUGAACAGCUCGAAGAAAGAUGGCUCUGGUUGGCACAACUCUGGAUAUCAAAGAUCAAGAUUUUCUGGCAAUGACUAUCAUCAGCAGAGGAAUAAUGGGCAUAGAGGGAGGAGGAGGCAGUGGAAAUGUGCACCAGUUAACAACCAUAGUGGCUCAGGCAGAGGAGAAAAUCAUGCUUGGGGUUGGGAGAAACAAGUUUGGUGAAGAGAGUAAUCAAUAGCUUUAUUUGUUUCAUAUUUUUUGGCUAUUCAAAAGUAUAUAGCUAUCAUAAGAGUUUUAUUAUUUUUUUAAAGUAUAUAGGAAAGUGUAUGAAGUGGUAUAUAUUAGCUUUAAGGUAGUAUGAACUGGGGCAGUUUUGGUUUUUCAUUUUACCUUUGGUUGAAGAAGACAUUUCUAGUUUUCUUGAGCCUUGAGAAUGCCCUUUAAUGGCUAUUUGCUAGUUAAAAGUAUGUGUCUUUCUAUAAUCAAGGCAUGCAAGUAAUGUUUUUCACUUAUCAAUAAAUUUGUUUCCUAUCA
This is a messenger RNA of Humulus lupulus (European hop), 1534 nucleotides long. RefSeq lists its product as uncharacterized. The coding region runs from base 368 to 1222 and encodes 284 amino acids. NCBI's taxonomy places the organism in Eukaryota, Viridiplantae, Streptophyta, Magnoliopsida, Rosales, Cannabaceae. The record is from RefSeq and is a predicted model, not a curated record. The transcript is spliced from 2 exons.